Molecule: messenger RNA, 1398 nt
Organism: Darwinula stevensoni
Lineage: Eukaryota; Metazoa; Arthropoda; Ostracoda; Podocopida; Darwinulidae
Source: the annotation of a GenBank genome assembly
CCCAAAUGCACUAGGUUAUUCAAAAGAUGUCAUAGCUUAUUGAGGAUGAAGGUAGAUCUGAGAAGAGUGGAUGAAGACAUUUCUGAGGUUUCUAUUCCUGUUGGGGACACCAUCCUUGGACGAGGACCUUUGCUUCAGUGCAAAGAUGUUAAGGUGUCAAGACAUCAUGCUCUCCUGCAUGUUUCCGAGGAUGGGAAGAUCUCCCUAAAAUCAAUUCACCAAAACCCAUGUUAUCUCUUGCAUGGCAGAGAUAUUGAGAAGGUCCUAAAAGAAGGAGAUAGUCAGGAAUUGAAACCUGGGACACGCUUUUCUAUGCUCCCUAAUUCCUUCAUCUAUGACGUGAUUGUGAGAGAUGAGAAUUCCCCCACUCUUCCACUUGAUGACCUGGAUGGAGAUGGGGAGACAACUGAAGUACGGGUAAACUUACCUCUUGUGGAGUGCUCUCCACUGAAAAGGAAAGAUGAUCAUGAAAAUACAAACACUGGUCCUGCUACAACCAAAGAAGUUGUAUCUGCUGAACCCAGUACAUCAAAGGCAGCAGGCAUGAUUACAGAUAUUGGAAAACAAGGUGAAAGAUGGAUUGCAUCCACAGAUAAAGGCAAAGUCAUUCCUUCUGGCUUGAACACAAACAAGCUUAGACAGUUGCCAGACUGGUGUAAAGAACUUGGUGGUUCCAAGAAGAGUGAGGAGUCCUUAGUUGCUAGUCCAAGGAAGGGAGGCCCUGUGAAGCGCAGCAAGCCAUUGACUGUGACAGGGAACACCAAGAAGAGAAAGAAAAUAAAGGAAGAUAUCAGUGAUGAGGAAGAGGAGGAAAAAGGAAAUGCACUUAGAGAGGAGGAGCUCAAUUGUGUGAAACAGAGCAGGCCAAAGGCAGCAGGAGAAGAUGUUAAGAGGAGAAAGAAAAUCAAGGAAGACAUUGAUGAGGAGGAGGAUGGGACAGCACCAAAGGAGGAGCCCAUUGCUUCAUCAUCUAAGCCGAAGAGGGAGCCCUGCAUCUUUGGGAGUAAAUGUUACAGGAAGAAUCCAGUCCACAGAGAGGAAUUCAGUCAUCCUGGAGAUUCAGAUCAUUUGUCUGAAGAGCAGAAGGAUUCUCAGGAGGAAGGAGUUGAAGAUAGCAAUGAUAAUGAAGGUGAUGAUGAGAGGCCAGAAUGUGAAUUCGGAACCCUUUGCUACCGUAAGAAUCCCCUUCAUGCCAAGCAGUACAAACACACCCAUACGCCCAAUCCUCCCAGGCAGGCCAAAAAAAAAGGUGGGUUUUGCAGCAGAGCCUACAUGCCCAAGAAGUUUGAGGGUUGCUUCUAUAGCAACAGCAUCAUGUAUGAUCUUCAGGUAUGCUUGGAUUCCAUGCCAUUCAACAGUUCAACAACAUUCAACAACAUCUCCCUGGCCCUACAGUAA